Molecule: messenger RNA, 723 nt
Organism: Serendipita indica DSM 11827
Lineage: Eukaryota; Fungi; Basidiomycota; Agaricomycetes; Sebacinales; Serendipitaceae
Source: the annotation of a GenBank genome assembly
AUGAUCCACUAUGCCCCCAUUGGAAUGUUCUUUGUCGCCUUUCUCCUCUUGCUUCUCGUCUCAGUCUCGCUCCCCGUCACAAAAACAAUAAAGUACUUUACACUCUCCCUCGACAUGACCUCUGGAACCUUUGCGACGGGCGUCAAGGGGUCUGUGAGCUUUGGAAAUUAUGGCUAUUGUUAUUCAGAUAUCAUCGUAAAAGUCGUCGGCAUCACCAACACAGUACCAGGCGAAUGCUCCAAGGUCAAACUGGGAUUCAAGUUUGAUCAACGUCUCGUAGACUUGCUCCGUCUGCAAGACUUGCAGGAUGCGAUCAACGGUGGCCUCACAUUUGCGCUGGUCGUUAACCCUAUUGCUUGCGGUUUUACCUUUCUCACCUUGAUCUUCGCCAUCUGGUUUGCGUUCCGACACAAGCACGGACUCGCACCGCUUAUUCUCGGAGCCAUUUCCGGACUCAUCGCAGCCAUUCUGGCAACUAUCGCCUUUGUCGUCAACUAUGUGAUCAUGAGUGUCACCAAGAAAAAUGUAGAAAAAAUUCAACGACAGCCUGCACCUCAGUUAUGGUCAAACGACCUGGAUGACCCUUGCCGCCAUGAUAUUGCUUUGGAUUGGGUUGGUCCUCUUCUGUAUCGUUGGCUUCCGUGCUCGACGCACAAGGCGCAAGGAAACUUAUUAAACGGACAUUUCAUGAUAACCCGAAUCAAAGAUCCUUGGACACUGUAG